GGCUUCCGGGUGGAGGGUUAGCGAGCAGCCCGCCAGCGAAGUGGAGCGGAGCUGGGCUCUGCAGUUGGGGACCCCGAGGGGGCGGGCGCCAGAGGGGCGGAGCUCCGAGGCAGGGGCCGCGGCAGCGGUCCAGAGGGUCUGCGGGGGCUGCUUCGGCCGGACCCGAGGACUGGCGCCUCUUUGAGCCAGUGACCGUGACAUCGCGAGUGGGCCCCGCGCGCCGUCUUUAGCGCGCCUCGUGGAGACCCACGGCCGACGGGCCGGCGCUGCCCGGGGUGAGGGAGCCUGGGCCAGGACGCCAGAAAGUACUACACACGGUCUCUGCAUGAUGUGACUUCUGAAGACUCAAGAGCCACCCACCUAACUAGUCUGCAAUGGAGAAGGCAGAAGUGGAAAUUCAAACACCACGGUUCCAUUCUAUUAAAUCUGUAGACAUGUGCCCCCACUGCAGGGAGUGAGUUGCACCAAGGGGGAAAGUCCUCAGGAGCCCCCAGACCACCAGCACUCGUGUCCCUCUCCCUGGACAGAAAGCAGAACUAUGGCACUUUAUAGCUGCUGUUGGAUCCUCUUGGCUUUUUCUACCUGGUGCACUUCUGCCUAUGGGCCUGACCAGCGAGCCCAAAAGAAAGGGGACAUUAUCCUCGGGGGUCUCUUUCCUAUUCAUUUUGGGGUUGCAGCAAAAGAUCAGGAUCUAAAGUCGAGGCCGGAGUCUGUGGAGUGUAUCAGGUAUAAUUUCCGUGGAUUUCGCUGGUUACAAGCUAUGAUAUUUGCCAUAGAGGAAAUAAAUAGCAGUCCAGCCCUUCUUCCCAACAUGACCCUGGGAUACAGGAUAUUCGACACCUGUAACACCGUCUCUAAAGCCUUGGAGGCCACCCUGAGUUUUGUGGCCCAGAAUAAAAUCGACUCUUUGAACCUUGAUGAGUUCUGCAACUGCUCAGAGCACAUCCCCUCUACAAUCGCAGUGGUGGGAGCUACUGGCUCGGGCAUCUCCACGGCAGUGGCCAACCUGCUGGGGCUCUUCUACAUCCCCCAGGUCAGUUAUGCCUCCUCCAGCAGACUCCUCAGCAACAAGAAUCAGUUCAAGUCCUUCCUCCGCACCAUACCCAACGAUGAACACCAGGCCACCGCCAUGGCUGACAUCAUCGAGUACUUCCGCUGGAACUGGGUGGGCACAAUUGCAGCUGACGAUGACUACGGCCGGCCAGGGAUCGAGAAAUUUCGAGAGGAAGCUGAGGAGAGGGACAUCUGCAUCGACUUCAGCGAGCUCAUCUCCCAAUACUCUGAUGAGGAAGAGAUCCAGCAGGUGGUGGAGGUGAUCCAGAAUUCCACCGCCAAAGUCAUCGUCGUCUUCUCCAGCGGCCCAGACCUGGAACCCCUCAUCAAAGAGAUCGUUCGGCGCAAUAUCACAGGCAGGAUCUGGCUGGCCAGUGAGGCCUGGGCCAGCUCUUCCCUGAUUGCUAUGCCCGAGUAUUUCCAUGUGGUCGGAGGCACCAUUGGGUUUGGUUUGAAGGCUGGGCAGAUCCCAGGCUUCCGGGAAUUUCUGCAGAAAGUCCACCCCAGGAAGUCUGUCCACAAUGGUUUUGCCAAGGAAUUUUGGGAAGAAACAUUUAACUGCCAUCUGCAAGAGGGUGCUAAAGGACCGUUACCCGUGGACACCUUCCUGAGAGGGCACGAAGAAGGAGGUGCCAGGAUAAGCAAUAGUUCCACUGCCUUCCGACCUCUGUGUACAGGGGAGGAGAACAUCAGCAGUGUUGAGACCCCUUACAUGGAUUAUACACAUUUACGGAUAUCCUACAAUGUCUACUUAGCUGUCUACUCUAUUGCUCAUGCCCUACAAGAUAUAUACACCUGCAUACCUGGGAGAGGGCUCUUCACCAACGGUUCCUGUGCAGAUAUCAAGAAGGUUGAAGCUUGGCAGGUCCUGAAACACCUGCGGCACCUAAAUUUUACCAGCAAUAUGGGGGAGCAAGUAACUUUCGAUGAAUGUGGAGACCUGGCAGGGAACUAUUCCAUCAUCAAUUGGCACCUCUCCCCAGAGGACGGCUCCAUAGUAUUUAAGGAAGUUGGAUAUUACAAUGUCUAUGCCAAGAAAGGAGAGAGACUCUUCAUCAAUGAUGAAAAAAUCCUGUGGAGUGGAUUCUCAAGGGAGGUGCCUUUCUCCAACUGCAGCCGAGACUGCCUGCCAGGGACCAGGAAGGGCAUCAUCGAGGGGGAGCCCACGUGCUGCUUUGAGUGCGUGGAGUGUCCGGAUGGGGAGUACAGCGACGAGACAGAUGCAAGUGCCUGUGAUAAGUGCCCUGAUGACUUCUGGUCCAAUGAGAACCACACUUCCUGCAUCGCCAAGGAGAUCGAGUUUCUGUCCUGGACCGAGCCCUUUGGGAUCGCACUCACGCUCUUUGCUGUGCUGGGCAUUUUCCUCACAGCCUUUGUGCUGGGUGUCUUCAUCAAGUUCCGCAACACGCCCAUCGUCAAGGCCACAAACCGGGAACUCUCCUACCUCCUCCUCUUCUCCCUGCUCUGCUGCUUCUCCAGCUCCCUGUUCUUCAUCGGAGAGCCCCAGGACUGGACCUGUCGCCUGCGCCAGCCGGCCUUUGGCAUCAGCUUCGUGCUCUGCAUCUCGUGCAUCCUGGUGAAAACCAAUCGGGUCCUCCUGGUGUUUGAGGCCAAGAUUCCCACCAGCUUCCACCGCAAGUGGUGGGGGCUCAACCUGCAGUUCCUGCUGGUCUUCCUCUGCACCUUCAUGCAGAUUGUCAUCUGUGCCAUUUGGCUCAAUACGGCGCCCCCCUCGAGCUAUCGCAACCACGAGCUAGAGGAUGAGAUCAUUUUCAUCACCUGCCACGAGGGCUCGCUCAUGGCGCUGGGCUUCCUGAUCGGCUACACCUGUUUGCUGGCCGCCAUCUGUUUCUUCUUCGCCUUCAAGUCCCGGAAGCUGCCGGAGAACUUCAACGAAGCCAAGUUCAUCACCUUCAGCAUGCUCAUCUUCUUCAUCGUCUGGAUCUCCUUCAUCCCCGCCUACGCCAGCACUUACGGCAAGUUCGUCUCUGCGGUGGAGGUGAUCGCCAUCCUGGCGGCCAGCUUUGGCUUGCUGGCCUGCAUCUUCUUCAACAAGGUCUACAUCAUCCUCUUCAAGCCGUCCCGGAAUACCAUCGAGGAGGUGCGCUGCAGCACCGCGGCACACGCCUUCAAGGUGGCCGCCCGAGCCACACUGCGCCGUAGCAACGUCUCCCGCCAGCGGUCCAGCAGCCUGGGGGGCUCCACGGGAUCCACCCCCUCCUCCUCCAUCAGCAGCAAGAGCAACAGCGAGGACCCCUUCCCGCAGCAGCAGCCGGAGAGGCAGAAGCAGCCGCAGCCGCUGGCCCUGAGCCCACACAACGCGCAGCAGCCACAGCCGCGGCCACCCUCGACCCUGCAGCCGCAGCCACAAUCGCAGCAGCCGCCGAGAUGCAAGCAGAAGGUCAUCUUCGGCAGCGGCACCGUCACCUUCUCGCUGAGCUUUGACGAGCCUCAGAAGAGCGCCGUGGCUCACAGGAAUUCCACGCACCAGACCUCCCUGGAGGCCCAGAAAAACAACGACGCCCUGACCAAACACCAGGCGCUGCUCCCGCUGCAGUGCGGGAAGACGGACUCGGAACUGAUCGCCCAGGAGACAGGCCUGCAGGGCCCUGUGGGUGAGGACCACCAGCUAGAGAUGGAGGACCCCGAAGAGAUGUCCCCGGCACUUGUAGUGUCUAAUUCCCGGGGCUUUGUCAUCAGCGGCGGAGGCAGCACUGUUACAGAAAACAUGCUGCGUUCUUAAAAGGGAAGGAGAAAGUGAGUUCAGGGGGAAUCCAGGCAGUUUUCCCAGGAUGACCUUCUCCACAGGGAUGAGGAACUGCCCCCUGGCUCCCUUCCUCCAGGAAGGAGGGAUAAGACCCACCAAAUGCUUGGAACUUAGCUGCACUGCUAUAAACGACAGUGAAUGAAAUAAUGUCCCCAUUAAAAUGAAAAAGAGGGGAGCGGUGUGCUUCUGUGGUUAGGUUAUCAGAGUGCUGAGAUCCCUGUAGUCAGGUUCACCUUUCCUAUCCCUGCUUCCAUUCUCCUCUUCUGUUCUAUCCCACCCAACAGUCCAGAGAUAAAACCGUGACUUUAAGAUACCCACCUAUUCCCCCUAGGGUUUUCUUUCUUGUUUUUGUUGCUGUUGUUUUGGUUUGAUUUUUGUUUUUAAUGUUGAAACAUCUGCCCUGAACUUUGCAGACAGCCUGGUCCAGAGACAAACCUGUGCAGAGUGACAGGACCUCAUAUUGGCCACCACUAGAGUUGAGUGUGAAAGACAGAAUGUCACCAGUUCUGCCCAACACCUUGACAGUGGGAAGAACUUGAAAUGUCCAAAGCUGUAAGGUGAAUGUGUCCCCUCCUAUUUAUAAAAACUGUUAAAUAUGUGCUCUCCUACUUGCUGCUGCUGUCAUGUGACGUGGAGAAGGUUAGCAUCCAUCCCCUAACAGUACGUCUGAUUUUGUCCAGAGUGUGAUGGUGAUGCCAUGUGUAGAUUCCAAGAUCUCAGGAAUCACCUCAGACUGCUGGGAAGGGACUGCACGAAUCCAGUGAACUGUAUCUGUAAUUAAUAUUGUCAUAUGUAGCUUUAUCCUUAAGAAAAUGCUUCUGUUUUAAUAGUCCAUGGAAACUGGAAAAAAUGUCCCAGUCUGGUUGAUAUAAGGCAGUAUUAUUGAGUUCCAUUUUCUUUGCCUACCCCACCACCCACACCCCAAUGAGCUAAGCCCUAAAUGAGCCCUUUCAGGGCCCAGUGAUCCAGAAACUCCCUCUUUCUCCACUCCAAACGCUUCCUGAAGUCAGAUGCAUGCCUUCCCCUGUGAAGAAUAAGCUCCCAGUCUCUGACCUCCUACCAGUUUCUGGGAUAAGAGCACAUGGUUCCAACAGAGCUCUCGUGGGUUAUUACUCUUGGCACUCCCCAAUGCCGUACUUAGGUUCCCUCCAGCAGUGGGAGUCUGCCCAUGGGUAGUUACAAGAUUGAAUGUUGAACGGCAUACUGCUGAACAGUCAGGUUCUGGAGCUAGAGAGACCUGAGGUCAAGUGCUGGGUUUGUCAUUCACAAGUUGGGUGACCACAGGCAGGGAACCUUGACCUCACUCAGCCCCAGCUUCUUUGUGUCUAAAAUGGAGGUAUAAUCAUUCUUUUCCCUCAGAGCUCUUAUAUGGGUUAAAUGAGAUAAAUGUAUGUAAAGUAUUUUAGCAUGGUGCCUAGCCCAUAGUAAGCACGCAAUAAAUGUUAGUUAAUAUUAUUACUGAUAUUGUAAUUUUUUUCACUUGUUUAAAAUAGAAAACACAUUUAUUUAACCAUUCACACUUUAACAACAAACCCACUGAUCACACUAACUUUCUCCAUAAUAAGCCCAAGAACUCUAGGGCCCAGCCCAAGGGGUCCUGAACACCAUAGCUCAUGGUGAAGCCGAACAUCAGUCCCCUAAGGGCCCCAUGCUCCCCCCACCUCUGUGGUGUCAGAACCAAGAUGUCUAGCACCAAGGGAAGACCAUCCCAGUCUGGCAGCCGACUCUCAGAUCUCUCUAAAUGCUGCUUUUAAGCCAGUCAAACCUGUGUGACGCCACAAAGUUUACAGUUCUUGAUGACUUUCUGACCAUUUUCUUCCAAAAGGGCCACCUUUCCUUGAUUUUUAACAUGAAAAUGAAUUGUGAAAGGGACUUCCCUGGUAGGCCGAUGGUAAAGACUCCAUGCUGCCAAUGCAAGGGAUGCAGGUUCGAUCCCACGUGCCACAUGCCACACAACAAGGCCAAAAUAUUAAAAAAAUUAAAGUUGAAAGUUUGAAAAAAAAGACUUGUGGAAAUUACAAUUGUCAAUCUGGAUGAAAAGACACUAGAGGGUGUCAUGUAGGAGACACAGAGAAGGUCUCACACAGGAAGAUCUGAGGCAUCUGCUCCCCCAAACCAGACCCAGCCUGCCACUCCAACCCUGGUCACACCUCUGAGCAAAGCCCAGAGCAGAGUAAAGACUUAUAUUUAGCAUUUUACUUGGACUUUUUUUUAAAAAAGACUGAACAUUUGAUGGCUUGUUUUUUCUAAUUUUUCUAUUUGCUUGUUUUAAAUACAAGUUUUUAUCUUAUUUUUAUUUUGCUGGUCAAAGCAGCCAAGUGGAAGCAGCUACUUGGCAAUGCAAAAUGCCACACACUCAUCCAUCCCAAGUUUGCUUUGACAAGUGGCUCACCCUCAUGGCUGAGCUGGAGGAAGAGGUUGCUCAGGGAAAACACACACCAUUCACGGUGAGCUCCACCUCAACGAGUGCUUGCAAAUAAAGUGGCCUCUCCCUACCUUCUUGUCAGAAAGGGAGACUGAACAUCACUGUCCUCUGUCAUUUGUAGCAGGCAUGACUCUCAGCACACAAUCAGGGUGUCAGUUAUGAAUCUGCAUUAUUUUUCUGUCACAACCUAGUUUCCUCUCAAAUUCCUAUUCAGCCUGACAGAAACUUCAUUUCAGUCAAACUGGGGGUUUUCUCUUGAAUUUCAGAAUUUUCUGAAUCAAUUUAGGUUUUCAGGGGUCUGUUCAGAGGUUUCUCCCUUCCCCCUUCUAUAGUGUGAGGAGGUAAGUUUCCCCAAACAUCCACAGCUCCUGUUGACAUCUCUAAGAACACUGUUUUUUUCUUUUAUCUUUUUUAGAUGUGGACCGUUUUUAAAGUCUUUAUUGAAUUUGUUACAACAGUGCUUCUGUUUUAUGUUCUGAGUUUUUGACCUGGAGGCAUGUGGGAUCUUAGCUCUCUGACCAGGGGUUGCACCUGUACCCAUUGCGUUGGAAGGUUAAGUCUUAACCACUGGACCGCCAGGGAAGUCCCUCUGAGAACAUUCAUAUCUAGCCCCCAGUAAUUGUUAUGUCUCCAUUCUGACAUCCUCUGAGACAUCUGUGUCCCCAGGGCAUAGAAUCCACAGUGAUUUUCGUGGCUGCAUCACUUUGUCCCAACCACGAGGCCCCUCCCAGGCCUGCCAGAUCUCUCAUGAGAAAGCACUGGGACCUGGGAAUUACCAGGCAGGUCUCAGGCUCUUCUCUCCUUGCCCUCCACUGCCAAAGAAAUUCCUAAUUCCUUCACAGGGUUGUUUGACAAAAAAAAAAACUUAACUACCUCCCAUGCACUCAACACCCAUGACACAGGGAUCCAGACACUGGAACCUUCAUUGCAGCUGGAGGAACCAAAGUUCUCUGCCACUGUGCUUGGCCCCAUUCAUAUCACCUUUCUAAGAUUCCCAUCAGUCACAUGCAGAACUCUUCCAAAGGAAGUUUGGGAAAGUGGCCUUUGCCCUCCAACCUCUGGAGUACAGGACGACUGUGCUGGAGGAAGGUGGGUGAUGAAUGAGCCAGUCUGCAGUAUCCACUGCCCACAAACAAAGCAUUUUUUAAGAUCAAACACAAAAUGAAAAACACACCCUGCUGAGAAAAAAUAAGCAAAAUUUGAUUCCCUUUCAUCUUAACAGCUGUGGUAAAUCAGAAAGAUACUGUGAAGACAGAACUGCAUACGGCAUUUUGCCAUGAAAGAGAGGCUGCUAACAGAUAAAAGAGAGAGCAAGCAGGGGCAAG
Messenger RNA from Dama dama (fallow deer), 7570 nucleotides. It is a transcript of the gene CASR, whose product is annotated as calcium sensing receptor. NCBI's taxonomy places the organism in Eukaryota, Metazoa, Chordata, Mammalia, Artiodactyla, Cervidae. Gene Ontology annotation, cellular component: membrane. The transcript is spliced from 7 exons. The record is from RefSeq and is a predicted model, not a curated record. The coding region runs from base 539 to 3796 and encodes 1085 amino acids. Gene Ontology annotation, biological process: detection of calcium ion; G protein-coupled receptor signaling pathway; intracellular calcium ion homeostasis. Gene Ontology annotation, molecular function: G protein-coupled receptor activity; calcium ion binding.